AUGUUUGCCCUCCCAAUUAGCAUCAUAACUGCUACCACAAACCAGACGCCGUGGUUGAAUAUCAUCCCUGAGUACAUCUUUGGUAUCAUUUACUCCGGAAGACCGAUUGCAAAUGUAUGCUUCAAAACCUAUGGUUACAUAAGCAUGGCUCAGGCUGUUUCGUUCCUUAGCAAUUUCAGGCUCGGACAUUAUAUGAAAAUCUCCAAGGUCAAUGUUCUUAUUGCAGUUCAUUGGUACAAUGCUUGCUGGAACUAUCAACAUUUGUGUAGCAUGGUGGCUGCUAGAAUCUUUCAAAAACAUAUGUCAUGA
This is a messenger RNA of Lathyrus sativus (Indian pea), 309 nucleotides long. The record is from the annotation of a GenBank genome assembly. NCBI's taxonomy places the organism in Eukaryota, Viridiplantae, Streptophyta, Magnoliopsida, Fabales, Fabaceae.